Messenger RNA from Saccharomyces eubayanus, 990 nucleotides. RefSeq names its product succinate--CoA ligase (GDP-forming) subunit alpha (gene LSC1). Lineage: Eukaryota; Fungi; Ascomycota; Saccharomycetes; Saccharomycetales; Saccharomycetaceae. The coding region runs from base 1 to 990 and encodes 329 amino acids. The transcript has a single exon. Gene Ontology annotation, cellular component: mitochondrion; succinate-CoA ligase complex (ADP-forming). Gene Ontology annotation, molecular function: succinate-CoA ligase (GDP-forming) activity; succinate-CoA ligase (ADP-forming) activity. The record is from RefSeq and is a predicted model, not a curated record. Gene Ontology annotation, biological process: tricarboxylic acid cycle.
AUGUUGAGAUCUACUGUUACCAAAACGCCAUUAAGAAUAUGUCGUUCCUUCCACAGAGAAUCUGUUCCUUACGAUAAGACAAUCAAAAAUCUGUUGCUUCCCAAGGAAACUAAGGUGAUCUUUCAGGGAUUUACAGGCAAGCAAGGUACGUUCCAUGCCAGUAUCUCUCAAGAGUACGGUACCAACGUCGUUGGUGGUACAAACCCAAAGAAGGCGGGCCAGACGCAUUUGGGCCAGCCUGUUUUUGCUUCUGUGAAAGAUGCCAUUAAGGAAACUGGCGCAACUGCGAGCGCCAUUUUUGUCCCUCCGCCAAUUGCUGCUGCUGCUAUCAAGGAAGCUAUUGAAGCUGAAAUUCCCUUGGCUGUCUGUAUCACUGAAGGUAUUCCCCAGCAUGACAUGUUAUAUGUUGCAGAAAUGCUGCAAUCGCAAAACAAAACAAGACUGGUCGGACCCAACUGCCCCGGUAUCAUUAACCCGGAGACAAAGGUCAGAAUCGGUAUUCAGCCUCCAAAAAUUUUCCUACCUGGUAAGAUCGGUAUUAUUUCUAGAUCCGGAACUUUGACAUAUGAGGCUGUCCAACAAACCACAAAAACUAACCUUGGCCAAUCUCUAGUCAUCGGUAUGGGUGGUGAUGCAUUCCCUGGUACUGAUUUCAUCGAUGCUUUGAAGUUAUUCAUGGAAGAUGAAACUACAGAAGGUAUCAUCAUGCUGGGUGAAAUUGGUGGUAAAGCGGAGAUAGAAGCCGCUCAAUUCCUGAAAGAGUACAACUUCAGCAAGAGUAAGCCAAUGCCCGUGGCAUCUUUCAUUGCCGGAGCUGUUGCUGGUCAAAUGAAAGGUGUUAGAAUGGGUCAUUCUGGUGCCAUUGUGGAAGGGUCCGGUACUGAUGCAGAAUCCAAGAAGCAAGCUCUAAGAGACGUUGGAGUUGCUGUUGUCGAAUCUCCAGGUUACUUAGGACAAGCUUUGCUAGACCAGUUUGCCAAAUUCAAAUGA